Messenger RNA from Chironomus riparius, 838 nucleotides. NCBI's taxonomy places the organism in Eukaryota, Metazoa, Arthropoda, Insecta, Diptera, Chironomidae. The record is from the annotation of a GenBank genome assembly.
AUGAAGUCCAUUAUUAUUCUCUGUCUUGUUGCUUUUGCUUCAGCAAACUUAUCAACAGAUUCUGGAAAGAGUCUCGAGACACCAUGUCCACCAGAAAAUCUUUUCGGUGAGGUUGAGGCACAAGAUUGCUGCUCCAAUCCUGAUAGCUGUGUUGAGGAUUCUGUAUUUUUCCACACAGAUGCAACAUCAAGAAUCGUCGACGCCUCAAAAGUUGAUGUUUAUGAUGAAUUCAUUAAGUACGCCAAUGAAUACUUAACACGCUCAUAUGAAUACUUCUUCUUAGCUGCUCAAUUCGGAACAUACAGCAAGGAUCGUGCUGGAUUUGAAAAGUUGCUCAAUGGAUUAUCAGACAGCGCAUGGAAUAGAGGCAUUGAUAUGAUCAAGCAAAUGGCAAAACGAGGAAUUCCUCAUAGAUACAUCUUAAACAAAGACAUUGAAGGUAUCGUUUCAAGUGCCAAUGUCACAGAAAUGGCUGCAGUUGCUAAAGCCGCUGAUAUUGAAAAGAAUCUUUUGAUCAAGGCAAAUGACAUCCAUCGUCAUCACUCACAUGCCUCCUUGACUGCAUCCCCAUCAUGCGGAUAUGAUGCAUCAUUGUCCCAUUACAUCGCUGAAGAAAUCAUGGAAGAGAAGGUUGAUACAGUCCGUACAUUGACUGGAUAUACCAAUCAACUCAAGAGAUUGUUCAAACAAGAUCCAAAAUUAUAUCCAUUAUCACUUUUCAUGUUCAAUCAACAACUUGAAUAAACUUUCUAGUUGAUUUACCAAUUUGUACUGAAAAGAACAUGCUUAACAUUCUAGGAAAGAAGUAUAAUAUUAUUAAAAAUUGCUGUGUUAUUUU